Messenger RNA from Malus domestica (apple), 3343 nucleotides. The record is from RefSeq and is a predicted model, not a curated record. Lineage: Eukaryota; Viridiplantae; Streptophyta; Magnoliopsida; Rosales; Rosaceae.
CUGAGAAUUUAAGGGAAAUCAAUACUUGUGCUUUUUUGGGUUGUUGGGGUUUGACUUUAUGAUUCAGUUUCUCUGCAAUGACACGGCUGUUUUCUUCUCUCUUUUCAAUAUUUUCUCAGCAACCAAACAGAAACUUCUUGUUGUUGUUGUUUUCUGAAUGUGUAAGGUGUUUUUGCAGGCUGAAUGUGUAAGGUGUUUUCGCAGGAAACUUGUUCUUCACUGAUAUCAUAUAGCUUUGUUGUUGGAUCAAUCCGACUCCCUCUCAGAUUAUUUGGAACUCCAAGUCAUUAAACUGGCGUAACAGCGCAUAACUGCAAUCAUGUUGUCAAGAUCUUGCUUAAGUUUGUUGGAAUUGUCAUCUGGGGACAUGUUGAAUUUUCCUCAGACUCCCAGAAACCUCCCAAGGGUGAUGACUCUUCAAGGAGUUAUUCCUGAUGCAGAAAGUAGCGACGGCAUUAAUAAUGAAGACAUAAAUGUUCCUCCUUCGGAAGUAUGUGAAAAGAAGAUCAUAGUGGCGAAUUUUCUCCCUCUACAUUCUCAGAAGGAUGCAAAAUCUGGGAAAUGGUGCUUCAGUUUUGAUGAGGAUGCACUUUCGUUGCAACUCAAAGAUGGUUUCCCUUCUGGUACUGUGGUAAUAUAUGUCGGUUCUCUGAAGGUUGACGUAGAAGCAAGUGAGCAAGAAGAAGUUUCACAGAAACUGCUGGAGGAGUUUAAUUGUGUGCCGACAUUCCUUCCUUCCGAGCUGCAUAAGAAGUAUUAUCAUGGGUUCUGUAAGCAAUAUUUGUGGCCUCUCUUUCACUACAUGCUGCCCAUGUAUCCGGACCUUAGUAGUCGCUUUGACAGGCAACUUUGGCAGGCAUAUGUUUCUGCUAACAAGAAAUAUGCCGAUAAAGUUAUGGAGGUGAUCAAUCCUGAAGAUGAUUGUGUAUGGGUUCACGACUAUCACCUUAUGCUUCUUCCAACGUUUUUGAGAAGGCGGUUCACACGAGUUAAGCUUGGCUUUUUCCUCCACUCCCCCUUCCCCACAUCAGAAAUCUACAGGACCCUUCCUGUCCGAGAUGAAAUUCUGAGAGCACUGCUAAAUGUAGAUUUGAUUGGUUUCCACACGUUUGAUUAUGCUCGCCACUUCCUUUCUUGUUGUAGUAGAAUGCUUGGCCUUGAAUAUGAAUCGAAGCGGGGCUACAUUGGACUUGAAUAUUUUGGCCGCACAGUGUACAUUAAGAUUCUGGCGGCGGGGAUACACAUGGGCCAACUUGAAUCUGCGUUAAAUCAUCCCUCUUCUUCCAUGAAGGCCAAAGAGAUUCAAGAGCAGUUCAAGGGGAAGAAAAUCAUUGUUGGUGUCGAUGACAUGGACAUAUUUAAGGGCAUCAGUCUAAAGUUGAUGGCCAUGGAACAACUUUUGAUGCAGCACCUGGAGAUGCGGGGGAAGGUAGUCCUGGUUCAAAUUGUAAAUCCUGCAAGAAGCACAGGGAAAGAUGUUCAGGAAGCGAAAAAGGAAACAUAUUCAAUGACCAGAAGGAUAAACCAAGUCUUUGGUUUCCCAGGCUACGAGCCAGUUGUUUUGAUUGACCGUAGCCUUCCCUUUCAUGAGAAGGCUGCCUAUUAUUCCUUGGCAGAAUGUUGCAUCGUUAAUGCUGUAAGGGACGGAAUGAACCUGGUUCCCUACGAGUACAUCAUUUGCAGGCAGGGUAAUCAAAACAUCGAUAAAGCUGUUGGAGUUGCCUCUGAUUCCCCUCGUACAAGUACACUUGUUGUCUCGGAGUUCAUAGGUUGCUCACCAUCUUUGAGUGGAGCUAUCAGGGUGAACCCGUGGAACAUUGAAGCUGCAGCUGAUGCACUCAAUGAGGCCCUCACAAUGCCUGAUUUGGAAAAGCAGUUGCGGCAUGAGAAACAUUUUCGGUAUGUUAGCUCUCAUGAUGUGGCUUACUGGUCCCGCAGUUUUCUACAGGAUUUGGAGCGAGCGUGCAAAGAUCAUUACAGAAAACGUUGUUGGGGAAUCGGUUUUGGUCUGAAUUUCAGAAUUUUGUCGCUUUCUCCAAGUUUUAGGAAGCUUUCGAUUGAUCAUAUCCUCUCUGUAUAUAAGAGGACAAACAGGAGGGCAAUAUUUUUGGAUUAUGAUGGAACAAUAAUGCCUGAAUCUUCUAUUGUUAAGACCCCCAGUUCCGAAGUCAUUUCUGUUCUGAAAAACCUUUGCAGCGACCCCAAGAACACUGUGUUUAUUGUGAGUGGAAGGGGCCAAAGCUCUCUUAGCGAAUGGUUUGCUCAAUGUGAGAAUCUCGGUAUAGCAGCUGAGCAUGGAUACUUCAUAAGAUGGAGUAGUGCAUCCAGUUGGGAAACCUGUUCGUUGGCCAUAGAUCUCGAUUGGAAGCAAAUUGCAGAACCUGUGAUGAAGUUAUAUACAGAGGCAACCGAUGGCUCCUACAUAGAGACCAAGGAGAGUGCCUUGGUGUGGCACCAUCUAGAUGCUGAUCCUGAUUUCGGAUCAUGCCAGGCCAUGGAAAUGCUGGAUCAUCUCGAAAAUGUCCUUGCGAAUGAGCCCGUAGUUGUUAAAAAGGGUCAGCAUAUCGUCGAAGUAAAGCCACAGGGAGUUACUAAAGGAAUAGUUGCACAGAAAGUUCUUUCCAUGAUGAUUGGUAAUGGGAAUGCGCCAGAUUUUGUGCUGUGCAUCGGGGAUGAUAGAUCAGACGAGGACAUGUUUGAAAGCAUAUCGAGCACAACAUAUAGUUCAUCUCAAGCUGCAGCUCCCGAGAUCUUUGCAUGCACUGUCGGACAAAAACCUAGUAAAGCCAGGUACUACCUCGAUGAUACAGCAGAUGUCAUCACUUUGCUCAAUGGCCUGGCAACCGAUUCAAGUCUCAGGGCACGGUCCAAUUGGGAAAUUCAAGUCCCGUUCGAGAAUAUUAUCUGAGAUGAAUGAGCUGCCACUGUUCGGCAACGUGCCUAGGGUAGUGAAGAACAUCGAUGGAUGCUGUUCUUCUGAUGAUACAAGCAUACACAAAGGAAUCGUUGAUUAACUCUUUAUGUUUCGAUACGCUAACUUAUUCUUUGCAUGGUGGAAAGCCGGACAUGAUGCUGCUCCGGGUGUUUCUUUCGAAGAGAACGAUGAUCACCGAAGGGUUACUGUGGAUUUGGAGACGUCAAUGAUCACGCAUGGUUACGCGGUGGCGCCAUCAACCAGAUGGGCUUUAACUUCUUAGUUCACAGGUUAAAACUUGUUCUUCUUUUCGUCAUUAGUAGUCUUCACAGAUAGAUACAAAGGGCAUCAUUUGUUUGUAAAUUUGAACUGGCUUUGUGUUUACAUGAUACUCUAUUUUUUCUUCUUCUUAUGAAAUCAUAGUUUUUA